Messenger RNA from Pocillopora meandrina, 1983 nucleotides. The record is from the annotation of a GenBank genome assembly. NCBI's taxonomy places the organism in Eukaryota, Metazoa, Cnidaria, Anthozoa, Scleractinia, Pocilloporidae.
AUGGCUGCAACACACCGUGCACCGAAGCAGUGGUGCCUCUCCAAAGUGGAAUCUAUCAAUUCCUUUGAAAACUGGAAGCAAAACCUCAUUUACACUCUUUCUUUGGACAGCAACUUCGCCCCCUUCCUCGCAGAUGGAUUCACAUGGUUAAAAAAGACCAGGGGUCAGCCGCUUCGAGGUCUCCACAACGAUGGCGAAUCAGUGCCAUUAGCUCGUCGCCUGACAGCCCGCCAAAAGGUUAACUUCCUCGAACUGAUGUUAGGACAGAUCGCCAACUAUUGUCCAAUUAUCUCUCGAAAUACUCUGGUGAAAAACUCUACAUCCCUCGAGUUCAUCUGGCAAACCAUCAGACAGCACUUUGGUUUCCAAGUCACCGGGGCUCAGUUCAUUGACUUUUCCGAAAUACACCUAGCUGCUGAUGAGCGCCCCGAAGAUCUGUACCAGCGCCUCACAGCAUUCGUAGAAGAUUCAUUGCUACGUGCCAACGGCUUAACCCACAAUGGCCAAGCAGUGCAGGAGGAUGAGGAAUUAACCCCUACACUCGAAAACUUUUUGGUCCUCACUUGGUUACGCCUCAUUCACCCCAGUCUCCCACGACUGGUUAAGCAGCGUUAUGGUACAGAGUUGAGAUCCCGUACUCUUGCCUCGAUCAAACCUGAGAUCUCGCAGGCCCUCAAUUCCUUACUCGAGGAAAUCCACACGUCGGAUGAUGCCAGAAUCCUACGUGCUGCUGUUGCAGACGAUUUUCGUCGCCCUCGUCAGAGUAACAGGGGUGUUCCUAGAGCCCGUCCCAGACAACCCCGCCAAGACAAGGUCUGUCCUCUAUGUAAACAGGCUGGCCGUUCUAUGACAAACCACUUCCUCAGUCAGUGUACCUUCCUCCCCGACAGUGACAGGCGUUUCAUGGUGAAAGCACGACAGAUCGCCGGCAUCCUUGACAAUGACCAAGAAAUUGAGACCAGUCCUGAUUCUGAUUCACCAGACCCUGACACAACAUUGCCAGGCCCGGACAUGGUGGCCUACCGUGUGCAGACCCGCCAGUCCCCUUACAUGGACGUCUUUCAUGAUCAUCGAGUCGUGCGCGUCACCCUCGACAGCGGUGCAACUGGAAAUAUGAUACGCCGUUCAACCGCGAAACACCUCGGCUGUCCGAUAAUCUCAAGUGCCCAGUCCGUCCAACAGGCUGAUGGCUCGUCUCAGCUCCAGGUGAUAGGAGAAAUUCGUACCACCUUCACCCGGGACCACACAAACUUCGCGUUUGAAGGUCUCGUAGUUGAGAAUCUUGAUGUUGAGGUACUUGCCGGUACCCCCUUUAUGGAGACGAAUGACAUCGCUGUCCGACCCGCUAAGAGAGAGGUACUACUAGGCAAUGGCUCAGUCUACACGUAUGGGUCCAAAUCCCCACCUAACCCUCAUGCAACCGCACGUAGAGCAUUUGUCCUACGUGCCCCCGCUCCAUCCCAGACAGUGUGGCCUGGAGAGUUCAUGGAAGUACGUCUACCAGACGAUGCACCUUCUGACUCGGAGUACGCACUAGAGCCUCGCAUCGACGCACCCAGUGCACACAAUCUGAAGCCAUCCCAGUUGUGGCCACAACCUGGUGUCGUUUCCAGCGUUGCCCGAGCCAUACGGAUUCCUAACCUAUCAAGCGUACCCCGCACUCUCAAGCGCCACGAACACUUCUGCCAAGUCAUCCCUGUUUUUGAGCCCCCGAAGUCCCAUCAUCACCCCCACCUACUGCUCAGCGCCCGUUGCCGCCCUCCAGUACACGUUACUCUGCGUCCGUUCAGGUUGAUCCAGACAACACCCUUCCCCAAACCGUUCGUGCAGACUUUCAAUCACUACUUACAGAGUACGACACUGUAUUUGACCCGCAAUUCCCCGGAUACAAUGGAGCCGCUGGCGCAUACAAGGCCAAAGUCAACAUGGGUCCUGUCGAACCUCCUCAGCGGAAGGGUCGCCUCCCCAAUACGCACGGGAUAA